AUGAUUAUUGCAGGUUUUACUCGCCAGCUCCGUGGCUGGUGGGAUAAUUAUUUGACUAUUAAAGAAAAGGGAAUGGUUAUUAAUGCAAUAGCUACUGACGAAGGGGUUGAUAACUUAGGCAUGGCUCUUGUGAAAAAUAGAGAGGAUGUUGUUUAUACCCUUGUUCUUACUAUUUUAGAGCAUUUCAAUGGUAGAUUUACCAAUCAGCAUGAGACAAUUCGUACUCUACUUAAUGGUCUUAGAUGUAGGACCUUAGGUGAAUUCAGAUGGUAUAAAGAUACCUUUAUGAGUAGAGUUAUGGAAUUACCCGAGAAUAAGUACGACCAUUGGAAAACUAAGUUUAUAGAUGGCCUUCCCUCCUUAUUUGCUGAAAGAGUUAGAAAAACUCUAAGAGGUAGCUACGGUGAAAUUCCACAGCUUAAGAUGGAUAAGCUUAAAGAGAAAUCUCAAUUAGGAGACUUUUUAACCCAGUUCAGAUUACCCGAGACUUCUACUCAUAAGAAGAAGAAACACAAGUAUCAUAGAUACCCUAACCCAGACAGUCCUUAUAAGAAAAAGAGAUCAAGAUAUAGAUCCAAAAAAGAGCGUGAUGCUAAGAAAGCCCAUCGCAAGUCUACUAGAUUUACGAAAAAUAGAUCUAAGCGAGAUCUUGCUGAUAUUAAGUGUUAUAAAUGUGGAAAAUUUGGCCAUAUAGCUCCAAAUUGUAAGCUUCAAAAGCUAAAAACCUUAGGACUAGACGAUGAAUUACGUGAUAAGGUUUAUGGUUUGUUAUACACUUCUGGAUCAGAAUCUGAUUAUUACUAUUCUGAGUCAGAAUCUGAGGUUGAAGUAGAUUUACUAGAUUUAUCUUAUAAUGAUAAAAAUAUUGAUAAUACUUGUACAGCUUGCAGAGUUGCUGAAAAUGUUACCCCAGAGCGGAUGUCGCUAGAGGCAGAGGCCGAUGAGGAGCACGUGCCAUAG
This is a messenger RNA of Nicotiana tabacum (common tobacco), 960 nucleotides long. The record is from RefSeq and is a predicted model, not a curated record. Lineage: Eukaryota; Viridiplantae; Streptophyta; Magnoliopsida; Solanales; Solanaceae.